Molecule: messenger RNA, 2090 nt
Organism: Rhea pennata
Lineage: Eukaryota; Metazoa; Chordata; Aves; Rheiformes; Rheidae
Product: lysosomal acid glucosylceramidase-like
Exons: 10
Coding region: 130-1731 (533 amino acids)
Biological process (GO): glucosylceramide catabolic process
Molecular function (GO): glucosylceramidase activity
Source: RefSeq, a predicted model, not a curated record
UCGGCAAGGAGGCGGCGCCCUAGGCGCGGUGCUGCCGCCGCCGUGGGAGGGGCGGCAGCGCUGGGCCUUAAAGGCAUCGGGCUCGGGCUCGGAGCUGAGGCCGGGUGUCGAGGGAUCUGCCGAGGCACCAUGGGGGCCGCGUACGCGGGAGUCCUGGGCUGGCGGCGGCGGCGGCGGCUGCUGCUGCUGCUGCUGCUGCUGCUGGCGCCCGCGGUGCCUGGGGCCGCAGGCCCCCGGCCCUGCAGCCCCAAGUUCUUCGGGCGCGACUCCAUGGUGUGCGUGUGCAAUGCCACGUACUGCGAUGCACCGGCCCCCCUGGCGUUGCCGGCCCCUGGCGCCUACGUCAAGUAUGAGAGCAGCAAGGCUGGCAAGCGGCUGGAGCGCAGCGAGGGCAGCUUCCGCCGUGGCCUCCAUGCACCAGAUCUCGUCCUCACCCUAGACACAGCACAGCGGUACCAGAAGGUGAAGGGCUUUGGUGGCUCCGUCACAGACUCAGCUGCGAUCAACAUCCUUUCCCUGCCGGAGCAGGCCCAGGAGCACCUGCUGCGGUCCUACUUCUCUGAGGAAGGGCUUGAGUACAACCUCAUCCGUAUCCCCAUGGCCAGCUGUGACUUCUCUCUUCAUGCCUACACUUACGAUGACGUUGCCUUUGACUAUGAACUUGCCCACUUCAGCCUGAGAGAUGAGGACACAAAGCUGAAAAUCCCUGUCCUGCACCGAGCCUUGGCCAUGACCAAGAGGCCACUGUCACUCUAUGCCAGCCCCUGGACCUCUCCAGCCUGGAUGAAGACCAGCGAGUCCUUCACUGGCAAGGGCACACUGAAGGGGCAAGCAGGGGACAAGUACCACAAGACCUGGGCCAACUACUUUGUACGGUUCCUGGAUGAAUAUGCCAAGCACAACCUGACCUUCUGGGCUGUGACAGCAGAGAAUGAGCCUUCAGCUGGGCUGAUCAACAACUACCCCUUCCAGUGCCUGGGCUUCACAGCUGAGCAGCAGCGGGACUUCAUUGCGCAAGACCUGGGCCCUGCGCUGGCCAACAGCUCCCACCAUGACAUCCAGCUCAUCAUCCUGGAUGACAAUCGGCUGCAUCUUCCGCACUGGGCCAAAGUGGUCCUAGAGGAUGAAAGGGCAGCUCGCUAUGUCCAUGGCAUCGGCAUCCACUGGUACCUUGACUUCAUUGGUCCCAUAAAAGACACUGUGGUGCCCACUCACGAGCUCUUCCCCGACUACUUCAUCUUGGCCACAGAGGCAUGCAUUGGAGCCCACUUCUGGGAGAGGGAUGUCAUCCUGGGCUGCUGGGAACGAGGGAAUCAGUACAGCCACAGCAUCCUGAUGAACCUGAACCACUUUGUGACUGGCUGGACUGACUGGAACCUGGCUCUGGACCUGGAGGGAGGCCCCAACUGGGUCAAGAACUACGUGGACAGCCCCAUCAUUGUGGACAGCAGUGAAGGCAUCUUCUAUAAGCAGCCCAUGUUCUACCACAUGGGGCACUUCAGUAAGUUCAUCCCAGAGGGCUCCCAGCGUGUGGGGCUUGUCGCCUCCAAAGAGUCCAAGAAGAUCAACCUGGAGUACUCCGCUUUCCUCCGCCCCGAUGGUGCAGUGGUGGUUGUAGUCCUCAACAGAUCCCCACAGAACGUGACCUUUGGGCUGGCCGACACGGUCGGCCUCAUUGAGGCCGUGGCACCAGCCAACUCCAUUCAGACCUACCUGUGGCGACGGCAGUGACAGGGCUGGGAGGCCCCGGGACAGCCACAGGCUAGACCAAGAAGGACUGGGACAGUGCGGGUCUGCAGCCACUUGCCGCCUGUGGGUGACGUGAAGGAGGUGGCUCGCCGGUGUCUGUGCUGCAGCAGAGCCAAGCGCUGGGGCUGGGCCUGAGCCGGCUGCAUUCUGCUGAUUGCCGGGACCGGGAAGUGACGUGAGCGACAGUGUGGGCAAGAAGAGUGGCAGAAAAGUGAGCUGGGCUGCAGCACCCCAUGCAUGUACAGGAGGACUGGGGGCACCGGUGCCCUCCAGGGCAGAGGGCCUGCAGGCUGUGAAUGCUGUUUCUGCUAUUCUGACAUUAAAGGCUGAUUCUGUCUCCA